UGAUGAUGAUGGUGGUAGUGAUGAUGAUGGUGGUAGUGAUGAUGAUGGUGGUAGUGAUGAUGAUGGUGGUAGUGAUGAUGAUGUUGGUGGUAGUGAUGAUGAUGGUGGUAGUGAUGAUGAUGGUGAUGGUAGUGAUGAUGAUGGUGGUAGUGAUGAUGAUGUUGGUGGUAGUGAUGAUGGUGGUGACAGUGAUGAUGAUGGUGGUAGUGAUGAUGAUGGUCAGGGGUAAUGAUGGUGGUGGUAGUGAUGAUGGUCAUUGGUCAGGUGGUAGUGAUGAUGGUGGUGGUGGUGACAAUGAUGAUGGUGGUGGUGGUGACAAUGAUGAUGAUGGUGGUGACAAUGAUGGUGGUAAUGAUGCUGAUGGUAGUGAUGAUGAUGGUGAUGAUGGUGAUGAUAAUGGUGAUAGUGAUGAUGAUGGUGGUAAGUGA
Paramuricea clavata is the source of this 428-nucleotide messenger RNA. The record is from the annotation of a GenBank genome assembly. Lineage: Eukaryota; Metazoa; Cnidaria; Anthozoa; Malacalcyonacea; Plexauridae.